Molecule: messenger RNA, 1440 nt
Organism: Dermacentor albipictus
Lineage: Eukaryota; Metazoa; Arthropoda; Arachnida; Ixodida; Ixodidae
Source: RefSeq, a predicted model, not a curated record
UCUUGCUUCCGAAGACGCUUUGCCCGCGGUCUCUUGUGAUGACGUGUGCUCAGUCUUUUCUUUUCUUUUUCGGCCGGGAAAGCUUGCUUUGGACGAUCUUUGAUGCUGUCUUCAACUUCGGCGUUUCGAAGAAAGCAGGGAAACGGUCAGUUACGAUUCUGCAAGUACUCCGCCACACUUCAACAGAUGCCCAGUAGGCAGCGCCUUUAUACCCAGCUGUUUCGACAUCUAGAGACAGCUGGACACUUUCCCCAGAUAACGAGGUCAAAAUCAUGGCCAUAUCUUACUUCCGAAGACGCUUUGCCUGAGGUGCUUUGUGACGACAUGUGCUCAGUAUUUUCAUUUCAAUUUCGGCCGGAAAAACUUGCUUUGGACGAUCCUUCGUGCUGUCUUCAACUUCGGCAUUUCGAAGAAAGCAAGGAAGCGGUCAGUUUCGAUUCUGCAAGUACUCCGCCACACUGCAACAGAUGCCCAGUAGGCAGCGCCUUUAUACCCUGCUGGUUUAGACAUCUAGAGACAGCUGGCACUUUCCCCUGAUAUCGAGGUUGAAAUCAUGGCCAUAUCUUGCUUCCGAAGACGCUUUGCCCGCGGUCCCUUGUGACGACGCGUGCUCAGUCCUUUCUUUUCUCUUUCGGCCGGGAAAGCUUGCUUUGGACGAUCUUUGAUGCUGUCUUCAACUUCGGCGUUUCGAAGAAAGCACGGAAGCGAACCCUAAUUCAACAAAUAUUGAGGUUGGUUCCGGCGGAGCUAGUGACAAGUGUAACAACCGCACAAAUGGAUGAAGUUGUCGACAAGUGUCAAGACAAAGAAUCGAUGAUGGAAGGCUCAUCCCUUUUAAGCACAAUAGGCGAUGAUCUUCAAAGCCUUGUCAUAUUUCCAGGAACCAAGUGGUGCGGAGCCGGCAACGUAGCGAAAAAUUAUAGCGAUUUGGGCAGUGCCAGCGCCACCGACAUGUGCUGUCGGGACCAUGACCAUUCCGAAGAUAGCAUACCAGCCUUCGGCAUGGAGCAUGGAAUCAGAAACUACAUGUUCUACACCAUGACCGACUGCCCCGACGAUCAUAAGUUCUUCAAUUGCCUCCAAAAUGUUAGCAGCUUCACUUCUGUGACCGUGGGGACGAUCUUUUUCGACAUCCUGAAGACCCACUGCUUCGAGUACGGAUAUCCUACAAUGUGCACGGAUUACAACUAUUGGCUCAUCGUGUUGUUGCAAGAUCCUUGCCUAAAAAGAGAGCCAGACACGUCUAAGCCCAUGCAAUGGCAAGUCGUCGGCCCGGCGCCCUUCUUAGAAACCUUCAUUGAAAAUCACCAAAAUGGAAGUGCAUCCAACUCUUCGUUGUGACGCUAAAAUAAUCGCUAACACAGACUAGCAAGAGACUCAAAGCAAAAAAACAAAGAAUGGAAACAUUGAUCUGAUUUUGCGAAUACUGAAAUGCGCCAG